AGGGGAGGAGGAGGUAGAAGAGGAGGAGGAAGGGGCAGCCGACUCGAGGACCAGGAGGGACGCCCCGAGCGCAGGCCUCAGCGCCGCGGGGAGUCUUGGCGGUAGACGUCUCCAUCGCGCCGCGCGCGUAAAGGAAAUGGCGCGUCUGGCGGCGGGGGGCCGGCUGGGCGCCCCCCGUGCGCCCCUCCCCCGCGGUGGCCGACCGCGUGUCCGCAGACGUCACGGGCGGCGCUGCUCCCCGGUAGAGGGGCAGCCGGGGCAGAGACCCGGGGAGGAAGGCCAGGGAGGGGGAGGGGCGGCACCGGCCCCCGGCUCCUCUGCAGCCCUGGCCGACUCGCAGCCCAGUUUCUUCCCAAGUCCCGCCCCUACCCUCGGGCGCCGCGGCGGCGGCUGCUCUCCUCUUUGUAACCGAGGAGUCAAGAAAUGUGAGAAACGUGCCCUGUGUUACUUAUUUGGGAGCCGAAAAUUUAUGCCCAGCUGAAAGCGCCCGGGGAAAUAUUACAUCAGAUGAAAUGACAAUGAUUAAAAUCAGCUUCUCCCCCGCCCCCUCCCGAGCCCGGAGGAGGCCCGGGCGCCGCGUGGCUGGCCGGCGGGGGGCGGGGGGCUGGGCGGCGGAGGGCGCGGGGGCCUGGGCGCACUGCUCCCGGGAGGGUCCUGGCGGAGGCCCCGGCGGGAAGGCGCGGACUCCGGGGGAGGCGGGUGGUGAUCGCCCGGCUGAAGGAAGGGAAACGGCGCGUUUUUGUCGCCAGGCGCGGGCGCGCGGAGCUAAUUGCGACUCUAAUCCUCUGCCCCGCGGCGCAGCCGAGCCCCGAGCCAGGAGUCGCCGCGCGCUCCCGCUCGCGCUCGUAGCGCUGGGUAAUUUGGAGCCGGAUCGCUGCCCUUUGCGUCCGGGCUCGGCCGCGACGGGACGCGGGCUACGGGCUAAGGUGGGGGGCUGGCUUUCUCGCCAGCAAUCGGGGAAGGCCGCUGGAGAGAGAGGAGGGAGGAGAGGAGGUGGGAGCGGCGGGAGGGCAGCCGGAGAGCGGCGCGAAGAGGAGGCGGCGGCGGCGGCCGCGAGGAGGGGAGGAGGCGAGGGGAGGGCGGGGAGGGGAGGCCCCGGCGCGCCGCGCCGCGAGGGGCCGCGCGAAGCGGGGGCCGGGGCGGGAGGGGUGGGUGGGGGGAGGGUUGGGGGCGAGAGAGAAAGUAACUCCAGGACGAGACCGGAGCGACCCGCGCAGCGAGCAGAGGCGGCGAGGCUGCGCCCGGCGCCCGAGACCAGCGGCUGCGCGGGGCGGGGGCUGCGCCCGAGUCCGAUCCGCCGCUCCGGCUCCGAGUGGUCUCGGGGAAAGGGUCGUUGUCCAGCACAGAUGCGUUUGUCGGAGGGAGCAGUGGAGGUUCGCGGCAAGGCGUACAGCCUGGGGCUUCCAAUGGAGGGAGGAAGCAUGUCUCGGUUGUCUCUCACCCGGUCGCCUGUGUCUCCCCUGGCCGCCCAGGGGAUCCCACUGCCAGCCCAGCUCACUAAGUCCAACGCGCCUGUGCACAUCGAUGUGGGCGGCCACAUGUACACCAGCAGCCUGGCCACGCUCACCAAGUACCCUGACUCCAGAAUAAGCCGCCUCUUCAAUGGCACCGAGCCCAUCGUCCUGGACAGUUUGAAGCAACAUUAUUUCAUCGACCGGGAUGGGGAGAUUUUCCGCUAUGUCCUGAGCUUCCUGCGGACGUCGAAACUGCUCCUCCCAGAUGACUUCAAGGACUUCAGCCUGCUGUACGAGGAGGCACGCUACUACCAGCUGCAGCCCAUGGUGCGCGAGCUGGAGCGCUGGCAGCAGGAGCAGGCGCAGCGGCGCCGCAGCCGGGCCUGCGACUGCCUGGUGGUGCGGGUCACACCGGACCUGGGUGAGCGGAUCGCGCUCAGCGGCGAGAAGGCUCUCAUCGAGGAGGUCUUCCCCGAGACCGGGGACGUCAUGUGCAACUCGGUCAACGCCGGCUGGAACCAGGACCCCACGCACGUCAUCCGCUUCCCGCUCAACGGCUACUGCCGGCUCAACUCGGUGCAGGUCCUGGAGAGGCUGUUCCAGAGGGGUUUCAGCAUGGCUGCGUCCUGCGGGGGUGGCGUGGACUCGUCCCAGUUCAGUGAAUACGUGCUUUGCCGGGAGGAGCGGCGACCGCAGCCCACGCCCACUGCUGUCCGAAUAAAGCAGGAGCCCCUGGACUAGGCCCUGCCUCAGUGCCCACCUGAGGCCUUUGGGCCCUGGGGACACCCCAGGGACCAGGAAACAGUGCUGGGGAGUUCUGCCUAUGCCUGCUUAGCGGUGGCCAUGAGACUGAGGGUGGGGCUGGAGGGUCCAAAGCCUGCCCAGAGAGCCCCAAGGCCCCGUGUGUCAUGGCAACAGAAUGUGGGAUGCUGGAGGCAUGUCCACUGAAGGACUGUUGAUGUGACCCAAAGAUGCCGAGGUGGGAGAACUCGGCCACCAGUUGUCUGGGCCCCUCAGCUCCCAGUCCGGUCCUCGGGGCUCCGCGUGUGUCGAGGCAGGGUCAGCAGAGGCCUCCCCAGUGCACGCCGAGGAGCUGUCCAUCCUUCACCACACGGCAGACUCCAGUGGGUCUCCUUGCGUCAGAGAUGGCUUAUUUUUCUACAGUAUUUAAGACGGAAGUAAGUGCACAAGUCAGAGAGGCCGACAAGGACCAACGCUUCUUUAUCUGGUGCUCAGCUCAGUCGGACGCGCAGCAUGUCUGCAUGGGGGGUGGAAGAGCUGCUGGACACUCGGGCCCAGGUGCCCGCAGAGCAGGGCUUGGAAACUUCUGGUUUCUGCUCUAGGAGCAGAUGCAGGGAUGGCAGUGCCACAGGGGCUGAAACUGGGCUCCCACGGGGUGGGGCUGCUGGGAGGAGGGUGGUACAGGUGGGGAUGGAUAGCUGUGGAGCCACUUGAGACCCUACCUUUGCUGCCACCUGGGGCACAGGCCACACUUGAGAGCCACCUGACCAACUAAUGCCCAGGGCCUUCGAUUCCUAUCUAUGCGUGCGCACACCUGGGCUCCCAUAGAAGUCAUCUCCCCAUCGGGACCAGCCACGGGGCCACACCACAUCCUUACCUCAGGAAUGGGCCCCACGGUGAAGGGGCCCAUCUGUCAGCAGCAUCCUCUGGGUCCCCAGCUCAGGAAGCCAUCCCCCACUCUGAUUUUCCCACACUCAUAUGCACACUGAAUUUUAAUUAGACUGUUACACUAGCUUGCCAGUAAGACCCGGACAGAGUCAUACCUUGGGUUCUUGGCCCUGGAUUCCAACGAGGACUGCCUCUGAGGGGUCCUCACAGACCUGCUGCCUCUCAGAUGACAGGCCCAAAGAUGGAUACCGCCUGCCUUGUCACACACAGUUCCCCUCCCCUCCCCUCCCGAGAUGGCUCUUUCCCAGGUUGGAGAAACCGCAGAGAACUGCUGGGUGGGCGGGGCGUCCUGGCCAGCACUGCCCCUUGUACGAUGCCUGUAGACUUGUAUAUGACUCCUUUAAUAUUGUAAAGAUACUGAUGUACAAUUGUCGCGUGUUUGUGUAAACUACAUUAUGUUCCUAGUUCAUGCCAUAAAUGAUGCUAUAAAGCGAAAGACUGAGGCUCCAUCCUGUGCAGAAGCGGCAGCCAGAUUCCAGCAUUCCGUGCUGUGCAGGGAGGUUUGGGGAUGGGAUUCCUCCCUCGGUUCCUUCAGUUCAGAUGAGGAAGAACCAACAGCCGUAACUGGGGGAGGGGCAGGAACAAGGGUCCUGAGCUUGCUGUUGUUAAUUGCAUUUGGGUGUUUCCUCACUGCUGUGCCUGUCCCCUCUGGGCAGCGCAGAUUCGGAAUUCUGAUUCACAGCCCCUAACCAGAUGCAGGCUGGGGAAAGGCAGACCCAAAGUGUCCAGGGACUUUUGAACCCAGUCUUCAAUGUUUGUGAUUUUUCCCUCCCUCUGGUUUUUGGUUGAGGUUGACGGCCUCUUUAGAGCGCCGCAGAGCAGUAGGAGAAGGUGGCAGGCGGUCCACGCAUGGCUCAGGCCAGCCAGGGGACACGCAGCCCUUCGCAUGAGGACAGGUCACCCUAGCUCAGCACAAGGCCUCGAGGCGUCUCUUUCCGAGGAGUUUGAAUGUACUUACGCAGGCCUCCAAUUUUAAUGAGCCUUUUUGUAUUUCUCCUCAAAGUCCUUAUGUUCUAACUGACCAGGACCCUUUCCCAUGCCAGUAAGGGCCACCAGCCUCUCCCUGCCUGGGGGACGGGCCACAGCCAUGUGCUGUCUGAGGCCGCAGAGCAGUCGCCAUCCCACUGUACAAUCGAAUUUGCUGGACAGACUUGCCAACCUUCUCCUUUGCUCAGCAACAUGCCUACAGUUGGCACACGGGCAUUUUGGCAUCUGAGGUUCACGUCUGAGAGGAGGAGAAAGUGUUGUGUUUAUUAGAAAGGAAGUCUUGUGGAAACAGCUCAGUGCCGUGUGUGUUUAUGGAUUUUUAUAGUAUGAUAACCAGCAUGGUUGCCGGUCGGUGGAGAUUCCCUAACAUUUUCAAGCAAACUAUCAUUUUGAUUAAACCACUGUGCUAAAAAAAAAAAAAAAGUAACUACCUUACUGAAUGUUACUCUUAUCUCCUUACUAAUUAAGACAAACCAGGAAGUAUGAUUUAGGGAAUUUCUAAAUUUGUAGAGAAGUACCAUGUUCCCAAAGUGAUGCAAAAAUUCUAAGAUAGUCCCUAUAAACAAUAAGUACAAACAUCUUUAUGCUUCCUGGAAUGGAUAUGCUAUAUUGUAAGUAAUCUCUUGAUCAGUUGCCAGCGAUAUAAGUGUUACUUCUGCUCUUCAUAAAUUAUUCUUGAUUCUAAGCAACUGGACAGAUAGCUGUGCCAACACUUCCCUGUUCCCCACCAGACCUCUGCCCGUGCAGGAACUCUGCAAAGCUACAACAGGUGGCUUUGGCCACUGUCCUAAUGACACGGAGCUCAGAGUCAGGUCACGACACUAAUAUCUUUUAAAAAGCUUUUUUUUUUUUAAUUUAAAGCUACCACUUGACUGUGUUCCAUAGAA
This is a messenger RNA of Orcinus orca (killer whale), 5017 nucleotides long. RefSeq names its product potassium channel tetramerization domain containing 15 (gene KCTD15). The transcript has 6 exons. Gene Ontology annotation, biological process: protein homooligomerization. NCBI's taxonomy places the organism in Eukaryota, Metazoa, Chordata, Mammalia, Artiodactyla, Delphinidae. Gene Ontology annotation, molecular function: protein binding. The record is from RefSeq and is a predicted model, not a curated record. Bases 513 to 2195 code for a protein of 560 amino acids.